Molecule: messenger RNA, 2229 nt
Organism: Brassica napus (rape)
Lineage: Eukaryota; Viridiplantae; Streptophyta; Magnoliopsida; Brassicales; Brassicaceae
Product: synaptotagmin-4
Exons: 12
Coding region: 353-2062 (569 amino acids)
Cellular component (GO): endoplasmic reticulum
Molecular function (GO): lipid binding
Source: RefSeq, a predicted model, not a curated record
AAGCAAAACAGACGUCACCAACACCGAAAUAAAACCACCGUUAGGUGUAAAUAGAAAAUUAAUAGAACUUUCAGGAGAGAAAAAGAAGCAUGCAGAAGAACAUGGAAAUACUUAGAUCAAUGAGAAUCAAACUAAAAGCAAAAGAAAAGCGAGAGAUGAAGAAUCUUAAAAGCCAAAAAAAAACAAUAGACUAUGAUUAGAGAAUAACUAAACGCGAAGUAAUCUCUUCUUUAACUUUGUUGUCGAUAUUACUCAUCAAUCUCAGAAGCAGAGCACUCUCUGUUCUGUUUUCAUAAAGGAUCCCUAAUAAAACCAUCGUCCAGGGUUUGAUCCGCCGAGAAAUAGGAGAAAAAUGGGGUUUCUCUUUGGUUUGUUCAUAGGAAUCGCAGUUUCUAUCGGUUUGGUCGUUGCAUUUGCACGCUAUUCUAAUGUCAGAUCCACUCGUCGAGCUGAAUUGGCGAGAACCAUUGCUGCAUUUGCAAGAAUGACUGUUCAAGAUUCAAGAAAACUUCUCCCUGGAGAAUUUUACCCUUCUUGGGUUGUAUUUUCACAGAGACAAAAGUUAAAUUGGCUUAAUCUUGAACUUGAAAAGAUCUGGCCUUAUGUAAACGAGGCAGCUUCUGAGCUGAUUCGAAGCAGUGUGGAACCAGUUCUUGAACAGUACACACCAGCUAUGAUAGCAUCUCUCAAGUUCUCUAAAUUAACACUAGGGACUGUGGCUCCUCAGUUCACAGGAGUUUCCAUCUUAGAAAAUGAAAGUGGACCUACUGGAAUUACGAUGGAACUUGAAAUGCAAUGGGACGGUAAUCCAAAAAUCGUGUUGGAUGUCAAAACUUUACUUGGUGUGGCUUUACCGAUUGAGGUGAAAAAUGUAGGAUUCACGGGCGUUUUCAGGUUGAUUUUCAAACCUCUUGUUGAUGAGUUCCCUUGCUUCGGUGCACUUUCUUAUUCACUACGAGAGAAGAAAGGGCUUGAUUUUACACUAAAGGUUAUAGGUGGUGAGUUAACAUCGAUUCCAGGGAUUUCAGAUGCACUCGAAGAAACUAUUCUUGACGCUAUUGAAGACAGCAUUACAUGGCCCGUUAGAAAAAUUAUACCUAUAUUGCCUGGAGAUUACAGUGAUCUUGAAUUGAAACCUGUUGGAACAUUGGAUGUGAAGCUUGUGCAAGCAAAAGACUUAUCUAAUAAAGACUUGAUUGGAAAAUCUGAUCCUUACGCUGUCGUAUUCAUUCGUCCAUUGCCUAACAAAACUAAGAAGACCAAAACUAUUAGUAACUCGUUGAAUCCAAUUUGGAACGAACACUUUGAGUUCGUUGUAGAAGAUGUAUCAACUCAACAUUUGACAGUAAGAGUUUUUGACGACGAAGGUGUCGGGUCUUCUCAGCUUAUAGGAGCUGCUCAAGUACCGUUAAAUGAACUUGAGCCCGGGAAAGUAAAAGAUAUUUGGUUGAAGUUAGUCAAGGAUUUAGUGGUCCAAAGGGAUACAAAAAAUCGUGGUCAGGUGCAACUGGAGCUCCUAUACUGUCCCUUAGGCAAAGAAAGCGGAUUCAAGAACCCGUUUAACCCGAACUACUCGUUGACCAUUUUAGAGAAGGUACUUAAACCGGAAAGUGAGGACUCUGAUGCUACGGAUGUGAAAAGCUCGCAGAGCCCUAAGAAAACAGAUGUGAUCGUGAGAGGAGUGUUGUCUGUGACAGUGGUGGCUGCUGAAGACUUACCAGCUGUAGAUUUUAUGGGAAAAGCAGACCCAUUCGUAGUUAUCACGUUGAAGAAAUCGGAAGCAAAAUCCAAGACUAGGGUUGUACCGGAUAGCUUGAAUCCGGUUUGGAACCAGACGUUUGAUUUUGUGGUGGAAGAUGCUUUACAUGAUCUUUUGAUUCUUGAAGUAUGGGACCAUGACAAAUUUGGCAAGGAUAAAAUAGGGAGAGUGAUAAUGACAUUGACACGGGUGAUGUUAGAAGGAGAGUUUCAAGAGUGGUAUGAGUUAGACGGAGCUAAAUCAGGGAAGCUUUGUAUCCAUCUCAAAUGGACUCCAAGGCUUAAGCUCAGAGACUCCUCUUGAUUCUACUUUCAACACAUUACUUUUUAUUUGUCCCUUCUUUGCCUUUUUUCUUUCUGUUGUGUAGUGUGUGCUGAUGACCGAUUUUUGUCAUCCUACCUUCCUUGCCAGAGAAGAAAGUAAUAUAAACAAUAUUAAACAGACACUUUUUAGUAUUGUUCAUAUUAUUC